CAGCGGCUGCAAAGAAAAAGAUUAUUUAAAAUUAGGAAAAGAAACCCCGAAAAGUAUCGGUUGGAGGAGGCAACGGAGAGGUGGAAGAAGCAAAGCAGCCAGCCAUAGGAAGAAGGCAAAAAAAAGACCUCGUCUCUCCCCUCAAAACCCCCUCUAUUUGCCAAAAAUUAUUUCCCCGUCCACCCCCUUCCUCCCUCCUUCCCUUCCUUUUCGAUGUCGGGAUAAUUUCCCCCAAGGGCCUCUUCCUAGACUUUUACCAUUCUCCCCCUCCAAAUUAGGAUCAGGUUUGGGUCAGGGUUUAUCCGUUGAUGCCCGGCCCUUCACCGUCUGCGAUGACGCAGCGCCGGAGAAGCCCCGCCAAAACACUAUCCUCCGCCCUCUCCUCCUUCCUGCUCUUCCUCGUGAUCGCCGCCGCCGCCGCGGCGACCUCGCCGGAGGCGGGUGCCCGCGGCGCCGAGAGGUCCGCCCUUCUCCAGCUGAAGAGCUCAGUCACCGACCCCGCCGGCCUCCUCCGCCCGUGGUCCGCCGCCCCUGGCUCCGACCCCUGCUCCUGGCCCGGCGUCUCCUGCGACGCGAGAUCCCGUGUCGUCUCUCUCAACAUCUCUGCCAGCGCGAGCGGCGGCGCUUCCCCUUCUGCUUCCUGCUCUCGAUCAGGGCCGUUCCUCCGGGGCUGCGCGGAUCCCCGCAGACGGUUGGCGGGGAAGCUGAGCCCCGCGGUGGGGAAGCUCUCCGAGCUCAGGGUUUUCUCCCUACCUUUCCACAGCUUGGACGGCGAGAUCCCCGGCGAGAUCUGGGUGCUGGAGAACCUAGAGGUGCUCAAUCUCGAGGGGAAUUCGCUCUCGGGCACCCUCCCCUCGCGGUUCCCUCCGCGUCUCCGUGUUUUGAAUUUGGCGUCUAAUCGGAUCCAAGGUGAGAUCCCACUCUCCAUCUCGAGCUCUGGAUGUCUAGAAACCCUGGACCUCUCUGGAAACCAGCUCAACGGUUCAAUUCCUCGGUUUCUGGGUAAUUUCACUAAAUUGAGAGAGCUGUAUCUCUCUUUUAACCGGCUCGAAGGGCCGAUCCCCGUCGAAAUUGGUGCUGGAUGCCUCAGCCUGGAGUACCUGGACCUGUCGGGAAAUCGACUGGUUAGAGGCAUUCCUCCUCAUUUGGGCAAUUGCACUGAGCUUCGAGCUCUGCUGCUAUUCUCCAAUCUUUUGGAUGGUUUCAUCCCUUCUGAUCUUGGAAGGCUCAGAAAGCUUCAAGUUUUAGAUAUUUCGAGGAACAGCUUGAGUGGCUUCGUGCCUGCGGAGCUUGGAAACUGCUUAGAAUUAUCUGUCCUUGUUCUUGUAAAUCUGCAUGAUCCAAUGCCUAGCAAGGACUUUUCAAACUACGUCGAUGAUGAUGAAUUCAAUAGUUUCGAGGAGGGUGGGAUUCCUGAAAACAUCACGGCCCUGCCGAAGCUUAGGGUUCUCUGGGCUCCAAGAGGGAUGCUGGAAGGGGAGAUUCCAAGCAAUUGGGGAACUUGUGAGAGCUUGGAAAUGGUUAAUCUAGGUCACAAUUUAUUCUCUGGAGGGAUUCCAAAGGUGUUUAGUCAAUGCAAAAAUCUUAAAUUUCUUAAUCUCAGCUUGAAUAAAUUGACAGGUUGGCUUGACGAAGAUCUUCCUGUGCCUUGUAUGUCUAUCUUUGAUGUCAGUGGGAAUCUGUUAUCAGGCUCCCUUCCGUCAUUUAGUAACAAACAGUGCCCUUCAUCUCAGUUCUCACCCUAUGAUCUGUCAUCUGCUUAUUCUACAUUCUUCAUGUAUGAGACUCAUAGGGGACUGUCCUUGCCUUCUUUUGAAUCUGCUGGUGACUUUGCAAUAUAUCAUAAUUUUGGUAAGAAUAAUUUCACAGGCACCCUGCCAUCUUUACCACUUGCUACCAAUAGAUACGGAAACCAGAGCAUUUAUGCAUUUCUUGUAGGACAGAAUAAUCUCAGUGGAUCGUUAAAUGCCAUUAUCUUGGAGAAGUGUGGGAACUUGAAUGGUUUGAUUGCAGACCUCAGUAACAAUAUGAUAUCUGGCGGAAUUUCAUCAGAAAUUGGUGCCACAUGCAGAUCUCUUAUGGUUUUUGAUGUAGCAGGUAAUAACAUUACUGGAACAAUUCCUGCAAGUCUUGGUUUAUUGGGUAAGCUUGUUAGUCUGGACUUGAGUAGGAACUGGCUUCAGGACCAGAUACCUGCAAAUAUUAGCCAGUUAAAGAGCUUGAAGUAUCUAUCGUUAGCUGGUAAUAACAUUAGCGGUCACAUUCCCUCCGGCUUGGCUCAGCUAGCAUCUCUUAAGUUUUUGGAUCUCUCGUCAAAUUCUCUCACUGGUGAAAUUCCUGGUGACUUUGCGAACUUGAGAAAUCUCACUGUCCUUCUGCUUAACAACAAUAAGCUUUCUGGAAAGAUUCCUUCUGCUUUUGCUAAUGUGACAUCACUUUCCAUGUUUAAUGUGUCAUUCAAUAAUUUGUCUGGGCCAUUGCCAUUGAAUGCCAGCAUGAUGAGAUGUGAUAGAGUCCUUGGAAACCCUUUACUCCAGUCUUGUCGGGCAUUUUCUUUUUCUAUUCCAGCUUCAGAUUCGGAAGGGCACAGUGGGAAUUCGCAAGCAUAUACGGAUCCAGCUCCAGGAAGCUCUCCUCCUAAGAAUGGCAAUAGUGGUUUCAGUUCUAUUGAGAUUGCCUCAAUUACUUCUGCAGCAGCUAUUUUUUCUGUCCUAUUAGUUCUGGUUGUCCUUUAUAUAUACACAAGGAAAUGUGCACCGAGGUCUGCUGUUCGGUCUGCUGGAAGAAGGGAAGUCACAGUUUUUGUGGACAUUGGGGUUCCGCUGACUUAUGAAAGUGUUGUUCAAGCCACAGGGAAUUUCAAUGCAAGCAACUGCAUUGGAAGUGGAGGCUUUGGUGCCACAUACAAGGCUGAGAUUUCACCAGGAGUCUUAGUGGCUAUAAAGAGACUUGCAGUUGGAAGGAUCCAAGGUGUCCAACAGUUCCAUGCAGAGAUUAAGACUCUUGGGAGGUGGCGACAUCCCAAUCUUGUGACUCUAAUAGGAUAUCAUGUCGGUGACACAGAAAUGUUUCUCAUUUAUAAUUAUCUGCCAGGGGGUAAUCUGGAAAGGUUUCUUCAGGAAAGAUCGAAGAGACCUGUGGAUUGGAGGAUGCUUCACAAGAUUGCUUUAGACAUUGCAUGUGCACUUGCUCAUCUGCAUGACCAUUGUGUGCCCCGAAUCCUUCAUCGGGAUGUUAAACCAAGCAAUAUUUUGUUGGACAAUGAAUUCAAUGCUUAUCUAUCUGACUUUGGAUUGGCAAGGCUUUUAGGAAAUUCCGAAACGCAUGCAACCACUGGUGUGGCUGGAACUUUUGGGUAUGUCGCUCCAGAAUAUGCAAUGACUUGUCGUGUCUCUGACAAAGCAGAUGUGUAUAGCUACGGUGUGGUGCUCCUGGAAUUAAUUUCAGACAAGAAAGCUUUGGAUCCCUCCUUCUCUCCAUAUGGUAAUGGUUUCAAUAUCGUUGCUUGGGCAUGCAUGCUGCUGCAGAAAGGCCGGGCACGUGAGUUUUUCACCGAAGGGCUGUGGGAUGUGGCACCCCAUGAUGAUUUGGUAGAAACCUUACACUUGGGGGUCAAGUGUACAGUUGAUUCACUUUCUAUUAGGCCAACAAUGAAGCAAGUUGUUCGACGGCUAAAGGAACUUCAGCCUCCACGUUGCAGAACCAAUAAUAACAUGUUCACACUUAGAAAGCCUCAGACAAGUUCUGCAUGAAAUGAGAGGUUUUUGAUAUAGAUGCAUGCUGCUUUAUGCAGAAUAAGUUUGCAGUUUCUUCAUAUUAUGAUGCCUCAAAUGAUAGAAAGCAAGUUGUUGAGGUAUGACAGCAGGUGAUAUUGUAUGGAUGCAUGCAAUCUGUUAGUUCUGCAGGAACCGAGGCAUCCUAAGUUCUUGAGUGCCCUGGAGUAAAAGCAGGUCCAUGUGUCAUUGUUGUACUAGUCCCAAUCAGCCAUAUUUCUCAUACCAUAUCAAUCCAAUAUGUAAUAGUCUGGCACAACCCUGGCAACGAGAAUUGUACCAUACGGACACUACUGGUUGGGUAUCGGCACGGGUACCCAGCCUGGUUUUUCAUGUAGGUAAGCUGCAGGAGGAUCUUCAAGAGAACUGCUUGCAAAAAUCCUGCAUGAGACGACAGCUACUUGCACAUGGCACAUACACUGCAUCCCAUUGUUUGGAUGGUUGGCAGGAGGACGAGUCACAGAUAUGUUACUCUUCGCAGGCGAUGCUCCUGAUAUCAGGUUCUGGUUUUUUUGUGACACAGACUGCUUUCUUGGGUGAGAAAAGAAAACAAUGAUGGGUUCCUCCAGAAGCAUUGAAUUCCAAUUUUUGUGAACUUAGACAGAUGAAAUAACCAUCGCUUUUUUCUGCCAUAGGAAAUGACCAAAAUCAGUGCUGACUUUUUUCUGCAAGGCAAUAUAAUAUAUUUGUGCAGUCAAUUGGACCGGCAUUUGAGGGGUGAUUUGAAGACUGCCUCAAAUCAGUUUUCUUGCAGCUGCUAGUAACAGAAUACAUUGCCCUAAGGACAAACUUUUAUCUAAGAAACUCCUAUCUGUUACUUAAGGUAACCGGAUGGAGUUAUGCCUAUCUGGUGUAUGAUCAGUUUAGCAUCUUGACCGCAUGCUCGGUUUGGUUUGUGAUCAGACCAGGAGAUUACCCUAGUCUUUGUAAUGGUCAAAACAACUUCAUCCUUUGUUAACCUUUUUUUUCAGAGUGCGCUGAUGCCUGCGACUCUUGCCAUCAAAUGCAUAAUAUUUGUUUGCCAUGUUUCCAUUCUUGCUGAUAGAUUAGGCCUAAGCAGAAAAUGGUGGAUCAGUGUAUAUGUCCAGUCAUUGUAAGCUGUUUCUUUUUUUCUCGGUGGCUGUAUUGGUUCUUCUAAAUCCCGAAGGAACGAGGUGAACGCAAAUUUAUGUUCUUAGCUCCAUUCAGUUGAGUCAUUGUUCUAUAUGUUUUGCCAAAAUCGCCUUUCGUGGCCCAAUUAA
Molecule: messenger RNA, 5014 nt
Organism: Phoenix dactylifera (date palm)
Lineage: Eukaryota; Viridiplantae; Streptophyta; Magnoliopsida; Arecales; Arecaceae
Source: RefSeq, a predicted model, not a curated record